This is a messenger RNA of Cannabis sativa, 2124 nucleotides long. RefSeq lists its product as uncharacterized. Gene Ontology annotation, molecular function: zinc ion binding; nucleic acid binding. The record is from RefSeq and is a predicted model, not a curated record. The transcript is spliced from 3 exons. The coding region runs from base 1 to 2124 and encodes 707 amino acids. NCBI's taxonomy places the organism in Eukaryota, Viridiplantae, Streptophyta, Magnoliopsida, Rosales, Cannabaceae.
AUGUGGAGGAUCUAUUUAAAGAGAAAGACAAAGUUUGUCAAUGAUGAUGAUAGUGAUGGUAAUGAACUCACUGGUAAUGAUGUUGAAUUUGAUUGUGAUGAUGAUGUUUUUGAUAAUGGAAGCUUUUACGAUAAUUAUUUUGGGUGUCAUAUAAUAGAUCAAGUUCCGAAUGAUCCAAGUUAUGUCCCGAAUGAAGAUAUACCUCAGAGUGGUGAAGGCAUCAUUGGUUCCAAUCCCACACCAGAUGAUAUUGUACAUGAGAGCGGUAACAAUGAACUUCAGGAAUGUGAUAAAGUAGUUGAAGAAAAUAAUGAUGUAAUUGAGAAUGACAUUGUAGUCGGAGGAGGUCAAAUUAUCCCUUAUCAACAUUAUGAUAUGUUUAUGGGAAAUGUUGCACAAUGUAAUAGAGAAGCAAGUCAGGAUAGUGGCAGACAUGAUGGAUCGAAUUUGAAUGUGGGUCAACACUUUGUGAGUAAGGAUGAAUUGAGUUAUUAUCUUAGCAUCAUUGCCAUUAAUGGGAGAUUUGAAAUGCGAACAACCAAAUCAAACAAGUCUAUAAAGGAGGUUCGUUGUGUCAGUGAAAAUUGCUUAUGGAGAGUGCGUGCUACGAAGAUGAAAGAUUCACAUUUCUUUGUCAUUCGACAAUAUCAUAGUCUUCAUAGUUCCUCAUUAAUGAACCGAAAUGCCAAUCAUAGACAAGCAUCCAGUCGCAUUAUUGGUUCUCGUGUACAGGGACACUUUAAGAAUAGUAAGGACCCACUUAACCCAAAAAGCCUUGCAGGAUUCAUGCGUGAGGAAAUGAAAGUUCAAGUCAGUUAUUGGAAAGCAUGGAAAGGUAAACAAUGGGCUCAAAAUUUGAUUAGAGGAACAGCUAAAGAAAAUUUUGCAUUGCUCCCUUCGUAUUGUCACAUGUUGAAGCGGGCAAAUCCAGGUGUGGCCAUAAGAGGGUUCACUUACAUGAGAAAAGUAAUUGGUAUAGAUGCAGCUUGGAUCAAGACUAAGCAUACAAGUGUGUUAUUAGUAGCAACUACACAAGAUAGUGAAUACCAUAGUUACUCCAUUGCGUGGGGUUUGGUUGACAGUGAGAAUAACACUUCAUGGACAUGGUUCUUAGAGAAGUUGAAGGACUUAAUACCUGAUAGCUUAGACUUAUGUUUUGUUUCUGAUAGACAUCAAAGUAUUGAACAUGCAGUUCGUCGUGUUUAUGUUAUGGCUUCUCAUUGGGCAUGUUAUUGGCAUGUAAAGCAAAAUAUAAAACACCGUUUCAAAAGUGCUGCUGGGACUAAAUUGUAUAAGAAAGCUGCAAUAGCGUACCGUAUCGAAGAGUUUAAUAAACACUUCGACCAACUUCGCAAAACAUAUCCACGUGUUGCUAAGUAUCUUGAGAAUGAUGUCAAGUUCAGUAAGUGGUCUAAAGCACAUUUUGUUGGUAACCGAUAUGAAGUCAUGACCACUAACAUAGUUGAGUCAGUGAACAAUAUGAUGCGAAAGGCAAGAGAGUAUCCAAUUAUUGCUAUGAUUGAUUUUAUCAUUAGCACGAUGGGACAAUGGUUUUUUGAACGUCGGCGGGAAGCAUGUGUAGUUACAACUCCAUUAACACCAAAGAGGGAAGAAAUAUUACGCAAGAGAUGGGAUGAAGCCGGUUCAUUGAUAACUCUCCAGUUAAAUGAGAAUGAGUACAAUGUGAUGUGUGGAGAACUCGAUGCAAUAGUAAAUUUAAGGUCAAAGAGUUGCACGUGCAAAGUUUUUGAUAUUGAGAAACUUCCAUGUAUCCAUGCAAUAGCAGCAGCAGGAAAGGCACAACCCCAAAAUACUGGGGAACUCAUAUAUUCUAUGUGUUCACAGUACUACACAUCAGAAUAUUGGUUGUUAGCAUAUGCUGAAACUAUUUAUCCUGUACCUCCAAACUCACAAUGGACUGACAUUCCUGAAGAUAUUCUUGCAGUACAAGUGAUAGCACCUCCUGAAGACAAGGCUAUAGGAAGACCAAGAACCAAUCGCAUAGCUUCCAAAGGUAAAUUUCUUAAGAAACAAUAUAAUUGUGGAGCAUGUGGACAGUCAGGACAUAAUUCGCAAACAUGUCCACAAGUGCCAUCAGAUGGUAGAAGCAUAACUCAUGUGUGA